Motacilla alba alba is the source of this 1709-nucleotide messenger RNA. Its product is annotated as probable D-lactate dehydrogenase, mitochondrial. Gene Ontology annotation, cellular component: mitochondrion. The record is from RefSeq and is a predicted model, not a curated record. Gene Ontology annotation, molecular function: FAD binding; D-lactate dehydrogenase (cytochrome) activity; D-lactate dehydrogenase (NAD+) activity. The transcript has 11 exons. Bases 45 to 1541 code for a protein of 498 amino acids. Lineage: Eukaryota; Metazoa; Chordata; Aves; Passeriformes; Motacillidae. Gene Ontology annotation, biological process: lactate catabolic process.
GGUGUCAGCGUGGGGGAGGGCCAGACAGGCUGCGGGGGAGGGCAAUGUCCCGCUCCUGUGCAGUUCCCAUGUUGCCGUUCUUGUCCCGUUGCAACAUGGCCCUGCGGAGGGUGCUGGCGCUGGCGGCAGCCCUGGGGCGCCGCAGCUGCUGCUCCAAGCCCUCGCUGCCCCCUGACUUCGUGGAGACCCUGAGGGCCGUGGUGGGGGCCCCCAAUGUCUCCACGGCCACAGCGGUGCGGGAGCAGCACGGCCAUGAUGAGUCCAUGCACCCCUGUGCCCCCCCGGACGUCGUGGUGUGGCCCCAGGCGGUGGGGCAGGUGCAGGAGCUGGCAGCCCUCUGUCACCGCUGCCGUGUGCCCAUGGUGCCCUUUGGCACCGGUACCGGCCUGGAAGGAGGCGUCAAUGCCGUGCAGGGCGGUGUCUGCUUUGACCUGAGCCGCAUGGACGCCAUCGCAGAGCUGAGCCUCGAGGACUUCUCGGUGACGGUGGAGCCCGGUGUCACCCGCAAGGCCCUCAAUAAGCACCUGCGUGGCACCGGGCUCUGGUUCCCUGUCGACCCUGGGGCGGACGCCUCGCUGUGUGGCAUGGCGGCCACGGGUGCCUCGGGCACCAACGCCGUGCGCUACGGCACCAUGCGCCCCAACGUGCUCAACCUGCGCGUGGUGCUGCCGGACGGGCGCCUGCUCCACACCGCCGGCCCCGGGCGCCAGCCCAGGAAGCGGGCGGCCGGCUACGACCUGACCUCGCUCUUCGUGGGCUCUGAGGGCACCCUGGGCUUCCUGACUCAGGCCACGCUGCGCCUGCACCCUCUGCCCGAGGCCACUGCUGUCACCAUCGCCUCCUUCCCCAGCGUGGGGGCGGCCGUGGCUUGCACCGUCCAGGUGCUGCAGGCUGCCGUGCCCGUGGCCCGCAUCGAGUUCCUGGAUGAAGUGAUGGCGGAUGCCUGUGGCCGCUUCAGCAGGAUGGGGCUGCCGGUGGCUGCCACGCUCCUCCUGGAGCUGCAUGGCUCCCGGCGUAGCCUGGCUGAGCAGCAGCAGCAGACAGAGGAGAUCGUGCGACAGAACAGUGGCUCCGGCCUGGCCUGGGCGGAGGGGCUGGAGGAGCGCGAGCAGCUCUGGUCCAUGCGCCACAAUGCCUGGUACGCUGCCCUGGCCCUGCGGCCCGGCUGCCAGGGCUACUCCACGGAUGUCUGUGUGCCCAUCUCCCGCCUGCCUGAUGUGGUGGUGGAGACCAAGCAGGACCUGCAGGCCUCCAACCUCACCGGACCCAUGGUGGGACACGUGGGCGAUGGCAACUUCCACUGCAUCCUCGUCUUCAACUCCCAGGACCCAGAGGAGGCCCAGCGCAUCCACGCCUUCACCCAGCGCCUGGGCAGGCGGGCACUGGCAGCAGGGGGCACCUGCACCGGGGAGCACGGCGUGGGCCUGGGCAAGCGGGCACUGCUGCAGGAGGAGCUGGGCCCGGAGGGCCUGGACACCCUGCGCUCCAUCAAGGCUGCACUCGACCCCCACAAUCUCAUGAACCCCGGCAAAGUGCUCUGAGGGGGAGCACCAGCACUGAGCUGGCACUGGGGAACCUCAGCCCCUGGAGUCAAGGCCAGGGUGGCCAUGCUGCCUGCAGUGCCACAGUAUGUAUCCCUACAAAUCACCCCAUCCUCACUUCUGGGGGUCAGGGAUCCUCCAACCCCCAAUAAACCCUUUGGACUCACA